Molecule: messenger RNA, 1551 nt
Organism: Lacerta agilis (Sand lizard)
Lineage: Eukaryota; Metazoa; Chordata; Lepidosauria; Squamata; Lacertidae
Gene: BRD3OS
Product: BRD3 opposite strand
Exons: 1
Coding region: 141-395 (84 amino acids)
Source: RefSeq, a predicted model, not a curated record
ACCCUUACACCUCCUGCACUUGCUGUGUCUGGCAGGGUUUCUCUCCUAACCCAGAACACCUCCUCUGUGAGCCCUGAGCCACGGCCGGAAGACAACGGCAACAACGCUUCAUCUUUUGUGAACAGGCGGUAGACGUGGGGAUGAGCGGACGGCCACCCCUGGCCGAGAAAGCUUUGUCCGAGACUUAUGCUCGCCUCCGGUACAGGGAUGCCUCUUUGCUGAUCUGGCAGCAGCAGCAGCAGAAACUUGAGUCUCUGCCACCGGGAACAUACUUGAACAGGAGCCACAGCAUGUGGUACUCACAAUAUGGCAACCAGGCGAUCUUGGUGCGGGAUAAGAACAAAGCAGACAUCCCCAGGGAUACCGGACAAUCCAGGUUUUGCAGCGUGAUGUGAUUUCAAGAGCUAAGAGCAAGCCCAACCUCUAGACUAACCAAAAUGGAUCCAGAAAGUGGUUUUCCUUUUUUAAAAAAAAAAGUUUAAUUUUUUAUGUUGUAGCUCUAUUUAUCUUCUACUGCAGUUUUGGACAGUGCUCCUGAAGCAAUUUGGGAAAUGGAUUUUCAGGGGCCUCAAGUGGCUGUCCAACAGGUUUGCCUACAUUCGUUGAAUCCAUCCAAAUUAAUUUUGAAACUUCGUUUGCUGCUACUCUGCAAAAGGCUGUUCCUGUUAGACAACACUGAAUGUCUCGUCCUCACUCACCCACCCCCACCCCACCCAGGACUCUCCAUUACAGAUGGAAUUUGAAGGUGGGGAGCCAGGGGCCUUCCAGAUGUUGCCCUGUACCAUUCACCUGACAUCACCAUUGAGAGCCACAAGCUUCCCAUCUGUUUUAAGUGGUACUGAUGUAGGCAAAGAUUUCUUCCCAAUCAUCUCUUCUGGAGAGGAGUCACAUAGGGGCCAUUUUGGGGAGGUAGGAAGUGCAGUUCAAAACACCUGCUCUAACACACCUUUACCCCUGACUGCUUACAAACAGGAAGCAUUCCACACACACCCCUUUCCAUGCCAGCUUCGCCUGCUAAAUGUCCACAUAGCUGUCUCCCUCUAAAAAAAAAGCAGGAUCUGGAAAACAAUGUGAUAACCCACCUGCAUGAGCACUUCUCUUUUGCUAAGGGAGGCAGGCCAUUGAAGUGAAUAGGUUAUCUCUCAUGGACAGGAGUUUGCCCCAUUCAUCUUCUCACACUGAAGAAGGCAUGCAUGCAAGCUUGGACUUUGCUUUCUAGGGCCUGGACUCUCAAAUUGCUGCUGUGUUAACUUGUUGAUGUGUUAACAGAACUAUGCUAGGUCUUGAAGAUGGAAGUGGCUGGGGACAGUUCAGAAGAGUUUGUUUUUUAAAAAAACCUUUUUAAAAGGUAUACACUUCUCUCUGCAACCAGAUGCCUUUUGUUCAUCACUUGCAGUAUUAAAAAUGAACAAGCGAUACCUGUGUCAGUGGCUGCAGCAAAUUAUUGCUUCUCUGUGUGGACACACCCUGACUGCCAAAUGCAAAGUCUGUUUUGCAGAGACUGUCAGUUCAGUUUAGCUUGGACAGGCACCGGGCUUGUGGCAUUCUGGG